AUGUGUGACACCAGCUGCUCUGCGGGCUGCCAGCCGGCCUGCUGUGUGCCCAGUUCCUGCCAGCUGGCCUGCCCUGCUGUCUGUUGCCCUGCCCUGGGCUGCCAAAACCCCUGUGGCGCUCCCCACGUGGCUCUGCUGUGCCGGCCAGCCUGCUGUGUGCCCGGUCCCUGCCAGGACACUUGUUCUGUGUCCAGCUCCUGCCAGGAUGUUUGCUGUGUGUCCAGCCCCUGCCAGGCAUCCUGCUGUGUGCCUCUGAGCUGCAAACAUGUCCUAUAUGUCCCCGUGUGCUACAAGCGCAUUGUGUAUGUGAUUCCCUCCUGCCAGCCUUCCACGUUCUGCCAGCCCUCCUGCCCUGCCCUGGUCUGCAGACCCAUCCCCUGA
This is a messenger RNA of Odocoileus virginianus texanus, 381 nucleotides long. The record is from RefSeq and is a predicted model, not a curated record. Lineage: Eukaryota; Metazoa; Chordata; Mammalia; Artiodactyla; Cervidae.